Messenger RNA from Cololabis saira (Pacific saury), 7164 nucleotides. It is a transcript of the gene tanc1b, whose product is annotated as tetratricopeptide repeat, ankyrin repeat and coiled-coil containing 1b. Lineage: Eukaryota; Metazoa; Chordata; Actinopteri; Beloniformes; Belonidae. The transcript has 28 exons. The record is from RefSeq and is a predicted model, not a curated record. Gene Ontology annotation, molecular function: protein binding. Bases 150 to 5996 code for a protein of 1948 amino acids.
AGUCAACCAGCCACCUUGGCGGUGCAGCGAGUUGGGAGUGAGUUCAUGUGGAGGUACAACACAGAAGAACUGGGGGAAACUUUUUGUAGCUCUGUAAUAUUCAUGACAUUUGUAAGGGGCCCUAAAGAGAGGAAUCCAGGAAUCUUGACAUGUUCAAGGCAGUGCUGAAGAAAAAUAGAGAUGGAGGCAAAGGGAGCAAAAAGGAUUCAGGUGACGUUCACAGCCAUAGUGCUCAGAGAAGAUUUCCUCCUGAGGCAAACCCCCAGCCUGGCAGCGGUCAUCUUAACGCACAAGAUGACAUUUUCAGGCUAAGCUUUACCAAGGGAGUGUCCAUGUCUCUCCCUUCCUCACCUCUUCUGCCACGGCAGUCCUAUAUGAUGCCCUUGCGUCCUAACAAGAAAUCACCAGGUCCGAUCAGGAAACCCAAAUAUGUGGAGAGUCCUCGCGUUCCUUCUGAUGCCAUUGUUUCGGCUCUGAGGAAGGUGGCUGAUAACAAGGAGCCUUCUCACAAUGAGCUACAAGCAGAGCAACAACCAGGCUCCUCCUCUCCUGCCACUCAGGAACUGAUGACAAGGCUGGGCUUUUUGCUGGGAGAAGGGAUCCCGGGUACGGCACGCAUACCUAUGGAUGACAAGAAUGAAAAGAAGUUCUUCAUUGCUACUCCAGCGACAGAAAAUUGCUCUCUGACCAGCCAAGGUAUCAGUCCCUGCUCCACCCUGACCAGCAGCACCGCGUCUCCCAGCACCGACAGUCCCUGCUCCACCCUCAACAGCACAGCCAGCCGUCCCCCGCUCAGCCGCUCCAGCCCCUGUGGGACAAUCACCAGCCCCAGCUCCACACUUGAGAGCAAAGACAGUGGCAUCAUAGCCACCAUCACCAGUUCUUCAGAGAACGAUGACCGCAGCGGCUCCAGCCUUGAGUGGAGUAAAGAUGGCAGCCUGAGAAGCAACGGCAGACAUGGCCUGGCACAGAGUGUGCGGGCCGACACGUGCUCUCCUGUGGUGGAGGAAGAUUACUCGGGCAGCGCCGCAGCAACCCCAGCUGACACCCCGUCCAGGACCGACCACCAGCAGCCUCAGUCCAACCCGUCAGCGGGAGCACCGGGGCCGGCAGAGCCUGCGAGCCCGUCGCCUGAGAGCCCCACGCCUUACCCGCCACAGACGUCGUCAUCGUCCCUCAUGAUGCCGAGGCCCAACUCUGUCGCAGCAACCAGUUCCACAAAGCUAGAAGACCUGAGCUUUCUAGAUGAACAGCGAAACACCCCCCUGCGGACGUCCAUCCGCCUGCCUUGGCAUAAUACAGGAGGACGGCCGCCUCAGGACUCUAAAGCACGUUUUGCUCCCUACAAACCAGUGGACAUCAUGCUCAAGCCCUUGUUGUUCGAGGUUCCCAGCAUCACCAUGGACUCGGUGUUCAUUGGCCGAGAUUGGCUUUUUCAGAAGCUUGAAGACGUCCUGAAGAGCAGCGAGUCCCCGGGGAAACACGGGGCCGUAGUGGUGGGCAGCGUGGGCUACGGGAAGACGGCCAUUAUCUCCCGACUGGUGGCGCUGAGCUGCCACGGAGGACGCAUGCGUCAAAUAGCCUCCAACAGUCCAAGUGCCUCCCCUAAAGGACAAAGUGCAGAACUUCCUCUCAGCCAGCCGCCGCAGCCCACGCCCCCAUCCAGUGCCAACAACACACUGAGGACCAGCAGCUGCCCAGGGACCCCCGAGAUGCAGAGACACCGGGAGGAGGCGGUCAAACGUCUGGCCUCCAAGGUGGUUGCGUAUCAUUACUGCCAGGCGGAUAACACGUACACCUGCCUGGUACCAGAGUUUGUGCACAGCGUUGCCGCUCUGUUGUGCAGAGCGCAUCAGCUGGCUGCGUACCGGGAGCUGCUGCUGAAGGAACCGCACCUCCAGAGCAUGCUCAGCCUGCGCUCCUGCGUUCAGGACCCCAUGGCUGCUUUCCGGAGAGGCGUCCUAGAGCCCUUAGCCAACUUACGUAAAGAGAGGAGAAUUUCAGAAGACGACCACAUAAUCUUGAUAGAUGGCUUGAACGAAGCUGAGUUUCAUAAGCCUGAUUAUGGAGACACCAUCGCCUCCUUCAUCACAAAGAUCAUUGCCAAAUUCCCACCCUGGCUUAAACUGGUGGUCACCGUCCGGGUCAACUUACUGGAGAUCACCAGCCUUCUCCCCUUCUCCAAGAUCUCCCUGGAUGACUUCGCUGACAACAAAGAGAUAAGCAACGACCUCAACUCUUAUAUCCAGUAUCGCGUCGGUGGCAGCAAAGACAUCAUGAACAACAUCAGCCUGAACGGGAAGGCCGAUUCAGUCACGGUGAACAAGUUCAGCAGCCACCUGAUCUCCCGCAGCCAGGGCUCCUACCUGUACCUCAAACUCACCCUGGAUCUGAUCGAGAGGGGCCAUCUGGUGAUCAAGAGCGCCAGUUACAAAGUCGUGCCCGUUUCACUGGCUGAACUUUACCAGUUGCAGUGCAACAUGAAAUUCAUGACCAAUUCAGCCUUCGAGCGCUCUCUGCCCAUCCUCAACGUGGCGCUGGCCUCGCUACACCCCAUGACAGAUGAGCAGCUGUUUCAAGCCCUCAACGCCGGCUUCGUCCAGGGGGAGCUGCCGUGGGAGGACUUCCAGCAACGCAUGGAGCUGCUCUCAUGCUUCCUCAUCAAGCGGCGUGACAAGACGCGCAUGUUCUGUCACCCUUCCUUCAGGGAGUGGCUCGUGUGGAGAGCUGAUGGAGAGAGUACAGACUUCCUCUGCGACCCCAGGACUGGCCACGCUUUCAUAGCCUUUAUGUUGUCCCGCCAAGAGGGGAAGCUGAAUCGUCAGCAGACGAUGGAGCUGGGACAUCACAUCCUCAAGGCGCAUAUUUUUAAGGGUUUGAGUAAGAAAACAGGCGUGUCAUCCAGCGUGCUCCAGGCUCUGUGGAUCAGCUCCGGUGCCGAGGGCCUUUCUGCCGCCUUGGCUUCCCUGAGGAACCUGUACACACCUAAUGUGAAGGUGAGCCGUCUCCUGAUGCUGGGAGGGGCCAACGUCAACUACCGCACCGAGGUCCUGAACAACGCGCCGGUGCUUUGCGUCCAGUGUCACCUUGGUCACCAGGAGAUCGCGUCGCUGCUCCUGGAGUUUGGCGCCAGCCUGGACGUGGUGUCUGAGAACGGCAUGAGCCCCCUGUGCUUCUCGGCCGCGGCGGGACACCUGGGACUGGUCAUGCUGCUCUGCAUGAGGGGCGCCAAGGUGGAUCACGUCGAUAAGAGCGGCCAGUGUGCUCUGGUUCAUGCCGCAUUACGUGGACACACCGAGAUAAUCCAGUACCUGCUGGAGCUGGAAUGGAGCGCCGAUGGGCCGCAGCAGGACUGCGCUCUGAAGAACAAAGCUCUGCAGCAAGCUUUGAUUGCAGCCUCGAGCAUGGGACACACGCAGGUGUUGCGGAGCCUGCUGGUGUUGAAAAAUGACCAUGCUGUGCAAAUUGAUAGUCAUGACACUCUGUGGGGUGAGACGGCUCUGACGGCUGCAGCUGGUCGUGGGAAGAUGGAGGUGUGCAGCUUCCUGUUGGAGCAGGGCGCGGUGGUGCAGCAGGUGAACCGGCGAGGGGUUUCUCCUCUGUUCUGCGCCGUCAGACAGGGACACUGGCAGAUAGCAGAGACGCUGCUGCAGCACGGAGCCGACAUCAACAUCAGCGACAAGCAGGGCCGAACGCUGCUCAUGGUGGCCGCCUGCGAGGGCCACCUGAGUACCGUGGAGUUCCUGCUGUCCAAAGGGGCAUCUUUAACGGCGAUGGACAAGGAGGGGUUGAUGCCUCUGAGCUGGGCGUGCUUGAAAGGACACAAAAACGUGGUGCAGUUCUUGGUGGAGAAAGGUGCCAUCAUCGACCACACGGAUAAAAACGGAAGAACUCCGCUGGACCUCGCUGCCUUCUUUGGAGACGCAGAGAUUGUCCAGUACCUGGUAGAGAAAGGAGCAGUGAUCGAGCACGUGGACCACAGCGGGAUGAGGCCUCUGGACCGGGCCAUCGGCUGCAGGAACACGUCGGUGGUGGUGACUCUGCUGAAGAAAGGGGCCAAGCUGGGCAACAGAACGUCUCCUUACGAUCGAUCAGGGAACGCCGCGUGGGCCAUGGCCACUUCCAAGCCCGACAUCCUCAUCAUCCUCCUGCAGAAGCUGAUGGAGGAGGGAAACCUGCUGUACAAGAAAGGGAAAAUGAAAGAGGCGGCCCAAAGGUACCAGUACGCCCUCAGGAAGUUCCCCCGAGAAGGCUACAGCGAAGACCUGAAGGCCUUUAAAGACCUGAGGGUCUCCCUGUACCUCAACCUCUCCCGCUGUCGGAGAAAAACCAACGAUUUCGGCAUGGCUGAGGAAUUUGCAACAAAGGCACUGGAGCUGAAACCCAAAUCCUACGAGGCGUACUACGCUCGCGCCAGAGCUAAAAGGAGCAGCAGGCAGUUUGCGGCAGCCAUGGCCGACCUGCACGAAGCCGCCAGGCUGUGUCCCAACAACCGAGAGAUCCGCCGCCUGUUGGCCCGGGUGGAGGACGAGUGCAAGCAGAUGCAGAGGAGUCAGACCAAAGGGAGCCUCGCCGGGGCCGCGGCCCCGUCCUGCCAGGCGUCGGGGGGCCACGAAUCUGAGCAGGAGGACGACGAAGGCCAGGAGGACAGCUUUGAGAGGAGCGUGGACGGCCAAAGAGACGUUCUAGAGGAGGAGGAGGAGGAAGAGGAGCACGACAGGACGGGGGAAGCCUGCUGGCCGCAGAGCAGCUACUCCUUCAGCAGAGUCCCGCCCGCCGACGGUCUGGGGCAGCAGAGCCCGGCGACCAGCCCUCCCCCGGGCCCCGGCCGGCUGCAGCCGCACCGCUACCCCCGGGAGCACCGGGAGGCUCUGGCCCAGCAGGCUCUGGUCCUGCAGCCCACCAAGCAGGCCCAGAUAGUCAAGACCAACCAGCACAUGAGCUCCAUGCAGGCGGCGGGGGGCCGCUCUACAGGGGGCAGGUCCCAGUACGCGCCCUCCAGCCCUUUACCCAGCCGACACAUGUCCAGCAAGCUGAAGCCCGGCCCGGGAACCAUCGACAUCAGCCCCCUGCCCACCCCGACCGACGAGCCGCUGUACGGGAACCGCAUGUUGCUGGCAGCUGCGUCCCUCUCCGCAGGGCAGAGCGGCGACGGCGAGAGCCUGCUGCCCCCCCAGGCCUCCUACUCCUCCAAGAGUCUGGGGCAGGACCGGCUCUACGCCCACUCUGCCUCCUCUCUGGAAGGGCUGGCCUGCUUCGGCCCUGGAAACCAGGGGAACCACAGCGACCCGGGGAAGGAGGGGAUGUGUGCGGCUGCAGCGGCGGCGUCUCAGGGGGGAAGCAUGAGCAGCAUGAGCAGCAUGCGCAUCUCCAGCUCCACCAGCAGCCUGGCGUCCAGCGGCAGCCUGGCGGAGAGCAGCAAGCUGGGACCCGACGUCCGGACCAAGAUCCCCGACAAGACCAAGUACAGCCAGCAGGUCGGGCCCGCGGGGGAGUACAAGCCCAGACCUUUCAUGGGUAUCACUGACAAAACGGCCCGCUUCCAGCAGCAGCUCCAGCUCCAGCUCCAGCAGCAGCAGCAGCAGCAUCACAGCUUGCAGAGUCACCCGAGCCUGCAGUCCGCCGGUCGCAGCUGGCUGAACCAGUCCUCCUCCGACGCUCUGGUGUGUCACAACGUGGCGGCCGUGGCGCUGCAGCCGCUCGACUGCGAGCUGCCUCAUGGCAAGACAGUGAGCGCUUACGGAGAGCAGCACAAAUACCCGGCCCUCCAGGGCGGCAUGGCGGUGGGCAGCUUGCAGAACGGCGUGCACGUCAAGGAGUUUGCAGAAAAGUUCUGCCAGGCGGCCAACUGUUACAAAGAGUCCAAGCCGACGCUGGCGAUGCAGCACGGCUUUGUGGACGCCAAGCCCAAGCAGCCCGGCCUGAGCCGAGAUAAUCCUGCCAUCCACGUAGCGUCAAUGAAACCAAAGCGAUCAUUUAUAGAGUCGAAUGUCUAGAGAUGUUUGUUCCAUCUCUCCUGCAGUCCAUAACGCACACACGUGACAGCAAGAAUCUAACGUGAGGUGGAGUUGUUGGUCGUUUUGUUUUAAACAGAGUCCAGUCUGAUUUUUAAGCCUUGUAAGAAGUACGGUUUUAAAGCCGUUUAUAAGAACACACACAGAGCUAGAAGCGGUGCACCAAAACGUCAAAGUUUCACUUCUCCCAAUGUGUCGCCAUAACAGCUCCUGUUACAUAACGACAUGUCCGCCGCCAAACAGCCGCGCCGGAGACGUUGCACUGAAGGAAAUAUUUGAAGAGGGGCUGUACAAUCCUGAUCAACAAAGCAUGGACAGAAAGCACUUUACACACACACACGUUAUUGCAGAAGUGUUCUGGAUGGAGGUUUGAACUGUAUUCAUCACAUCUAUGGUGCUAAGGGAGGAGAAACACAGUUGUGACAGAAAAUACUCAGACUCAAUGUUGUAAAUUUUAUUCUAAGUUUAUACAAGUUGCAUUAUUUCCAACAAUAGCUACUAAAUUUGGCCUUUACUGGCACAGAUGCAUCAUUUUUUUUGGCUUUGAAUCGACUUUGACAUGUCUUAAGGCCGUACGUCAACCCACAUGGAGUACAAGUUUGGAUUUUUAAUCGAAGGUUUCUGAAAGUAUAUUUUCAUUUGAUCAGAAAGAAAAUGCUCCCGUUAUCAGUUCAGAAUUGAAUUUACAGCACCACAUCAUGUGCCGAAGGUGUUUUGUGAGGCGGCUGUGCAGGACGAGCGUCAGGGAGGGGCAUUCCUGUGUUUUACGAAGGAUGUUGUAGAUCCUCCACUUGUGUAUAUUGUAUAAAUCUGUACUGUUCCUUCUCUACAGUGAAGGUGUGCGUUAUGUGUAUUGUAUUUGAGUUAUAGGCACAAUGUUGUUGAAAUGGUGUUAAAACAUUUGUUAAAUAUAUUUGUACAUGAUAUAAAUCACCAUUAACACUGAAUCCCUUUCUGUAUCUGCUUGUUGUUGCCGUCUAGUUUAAUUUAUUUACAGCGCCAAUGGCUUGGCUAAUUGUAAGAGCAAUAUAUUUUAUAUAGUUAUUUUUGCACAGCUACAAUGACAUUUUAUGAUUCUCAUUAUUGUUGAGAUUUCAGUGCAUGCUACAAUUGCAGUUUAUAUUACAGAGUUGGAAAAAAAAGACAAAAA